Molecule: messenger RNA, 1176 nt
Organism: Caenorhabditis remanei
Lineage: Eukaryota; Metazoa; Nematoda; Chromadorea; Rhabditida; Rhabditidae
Exons: 4
Coding region: 1-1176 (391 amino acids)
Molecular function (GO): oxidoreductase activity
Source: RefSeq, a predicted model, not a curated record
AUGAAAUACGUAGUAAUUGGCGGCGGAAUCGCCGGAGUUUCAUGUGCAAAUGAAAUGCUAAAACUCGAAAGAGCUCCUGAACUCGAAGUUGUUCUCAUUUCGUCAUCGAGUUUUGUCAAGUCAGUUGAGAAUUAUCGAAAAGUAGGACAAUACGGUGAAAAGUUCGAUGUAAGCGAGGCAGAUUCCUCCGAGAUUUUCCCUGAUCAAAGAUUCAAAUUUAUAAAUGACACAGUGAUAAAUUGGGAUGCUCAGAAAAAGGAUAUUCAACUUCAGAAUCAUGAAAAGCUGAAAUAUGACAAACUAUGCAUUGCGACCGGUUCUAGACCAAAGCUUCAGAACGAGUUACGCGCCGAUCCCAGAUUUCUGUUUCUGAGGGACACACAAAGUGCAGAGCAAUUGAAGCAUCAGUUGGGAAGCGCUAGAAAUGUUCUCAUUGUCGGAAAUGGUGGAAUCGCAACUGAGCUGAUUUACGAACUGAAGAAUGUGGAGUUGACGUGGCUAGUGAGAGAUUCGUGGAUUUGUGCUUCGUUCUUUCCGGAAGAUGUUGAGAAAUUCAUUGAAAAGCGUCUGCUAAAUGGACGAUCGGAUGGAAAGAAGCAUGACGGAGUUCAGAAGCAUCUUCGAUAUUCAACGUCAUCUGUAUCUCAUCCUGGUCCUUCCGGACCUGCACUCGGUCCUGACUGGUGUUCAACCAUUGAUUUCGGUCAGAUUUCACAGAAAUCCACCAAUCGAACAGUGAAGAUUUUGAGGAAUUGUGCCAUAGGGAAUAUCGAGACUUCUGGAGAAUUAAAUAUUGAAUAUCUGGACAGAAAUAAUGGGACAAAAAGCUUUUUGAAGCCGGAUCUCGUUAUCUGGGCUGGAGGAGUUACACCAAAUUCCGAAGUUUGGAGAAAAGACGAAUCUUUGAAAACAACUGCAAACGGUGGAAUUUCUGUGAAUGAUGCUUGUGAGACAUCUAUUUCUGACGUGUAUGCUUGUGGCGAUGUCUCUACUUUAACUCUAUCAGAAGUGUCUUCUACUCUUUGGAAUCAGAGACAACUUUGGACCCAAGCACGUCAAUUAGGAGAAGUAUGUGGUCGAGCGAUGGUUGCAGGUGCAGAAGAAGCCCGAAUGCAGAACAUGUACUUCGAGCUUUUCUCACACUGCACCACGUUUUUCGGAUUGAAGGUAAGCUAG